AUGGCCACGUUCAACGAGGAGGAGGAGGACGAGAGCGUCGCGGAUUACUCGUACGGUCUGGACGACGGAACUGAUGGCGAGGCGAGGCCCACCGUCGUGCUUAUGGGACAAAAGAGGAUAGGGCGGAUAACUGAAGGUUUUGCGUGGUUGAAAUCGGCAGCCGAAACCCAUUUAGUGGCUGAUGGAUUGACGGAAGAGAGUCGCGUCGACGCUCAAUAUGAUAUCUAUCAUAGGGUGAAAUGUGAAUUGGCGGAGCAAGGACUAGAGGAUUUUAACGUAACGUUUCACCUCACAUCUAUCUACGACCACUCAAUAUUCGAAGCAUUCUCGAAAGUAGUGCAGAAUCUGGUUAAGCGGCUACCUACUUUGGAGCGGCUCCUGGACAUUUUCAAUCAGGGUUCAAACGUCGAGAAAUCGUUCUUAUUUGACGUAGCGUCUAAAAUUUAUAUAGCAACAGAUACUACUCCUGUGGAAAUGGCGGCAUAUGAACUGUGCUGCGAUAUGAUUGAUGUCACUGUUGACAUAUCUGGAAUAUACGGCGCGAAGGAGAGGGAAGGCGAAAUUCUAAAUCCAUUUGACGACAAUUCAUACGCUGUUAUUAGACUUAAAACUGACCAGAUCAUGUUUCUGCGGCAACUAAAUCGUCACCUCGCUCUCGUAUGUGUAAUUCGCGGCGAGAAUUUUGAGAAGCAAGGCUUAAUCGACUACAAUUUCAACUGCUUCAAAGAGGCGAUCGAGAAUGUUUUCAUGGUACGAAAGCAUAUGAGUGAAGAGAAGAAUUCGUAA
Messenger RNA from Angiostrongylus costaricensis, 786 nucleotides. The record is from the annotation of a GenBank genome assembly. NCBI's taxonomy places the organism in Eukaryota, Metazoa, Nematoda, Chromadorea, Rhabditida, Metastrongylidae.